AUGGUCUACGCCAAAAUAAUCAACUCGUCGCGUGCCUUCUCUGCCUCUCGUGCACUUUCACAGAAGCCGUACUAUGUCACCAGCCCUAUUUUCUACCCGAACGCUGCUCCUCAUAUAGGACAUCUUUAUACACUUGUGACUGCGGAUAUAUUUGCACGACAAGCCAGACUACGCCGACCUGAGACUCCUGCAUAUUUUCUCGCUGGCACUGACGAACAUGGCUUCAAGAUCCAGAAAGCUGCACUCGCUCGAGACUUAGACCCCGCCGCAUUCUGUGACGAGCUGAGCGCUCAUUUUCGUAAACUAGCAGAGCGGACCAAUACCUCACAUACUCGAUUUGUGCGUACUACGGAGCAAGACCACCAGACUGCCGUCGAACAUGUCUGGAGAGAACUCGACGCGAAAGGUCUGAUCUACAAAGGAAGUCAUCAAGGCUGGUACUCCAUCUCCGACGAGUGCUUUUAUCCUGAAUCUCAAGUCACGCGAAAAAAGGCACCGUAUACCAUGGGCAAGCAACAGUCAUUUGUCUCAAUAGAGACCGGCUCCGCUGUCGAAUGGAUGGAAGAGGAGAAUUAUAUGUUCCGCCUGUCCGCGUUUCAAGAUUCGCUUUUGGAACGGUACAAGAGCGACCCAUUGUCCAUAUACCCUCCUACCCAGCAUGCCGACGUGAUUGAUAUGCUUUCUCAACCUCUUGAAGAUCUAUCCAUCUCACGGCCCCGAGCACGACUGCACUGGGGUAUACCUGUGCCAACGGACCCAACGCAUACGAUCUACGUCUGGUUUGAUGCACUCACCGUCUAUCUGACUGGUGCUGGCUUUCCUGGGAUCAAGUCCCAAGCAAAUCCCUCCCAAUUCGGUUGGCCACCCGAUCUGCAAGUGAUUGGGAAGGAUAUUCUCCGGUUUCACGCAAUAUAUUUCCCUGCCAUGCUCCAGGCCCUAGGGCUGCCCUUGCCGAAGCAGAUUCUUUCUCACGCACAUUGGACAGUAAACAGGCAGAAGAUGUCGAAGUCCAUCGGCAAUGUUGCCGAUCCGUUCAAAGCCAUGGAUGAACUGGGUGUAGAUCUGGUCAGGUACUAUCUUGCCCGUGUAGGUGGUCGCUUCAAGGAUGACGUCGGUACGCUGCGAGAUGAACUUUUGAUCUUCUUGCUUCCGCCCUGUGGGUGUACGCUGACGGCUUCUGCGAAAGUACCCGCUUUGCACGAGGCUGUGACCUCCUUGCAAAGUCUCUCACAACGAGUCGAUGAAAACCUGCAGCUUCUUCAAGUCUCCGACGCUCUAGACGCUAUCGUUCAACAACUCUUGAUGGUCAACCAGAUGCUGACCGUUACCCAACCCUGGUCAAAAGAGACUACCUCGGAGCUUACUGAACAGGUUUACGCCGUCUCUAUCGAGACGCUACGGAUAUGCGGUUUAUUACUCCAGCCAUUUAUCCCUUCCAAGAGUGAAGAACUCCUCGAUGCUCUGGCUGUGCCGAAGAACAUGCGGACUUGGAACCAGGCUCAGCUUGGAGGUGGAUCAGUGGGUGAUGUGCAGAGGGGCGUCCGUUUGUUUACCCUUCCAUCCAAAUCCUCACCUGCAAGCGGAUCAUAA
Molecule: messenger RNA, 1590 nt
Organism: Stereum hirsutum FP-91666 SS1
Lineage: Eukaryota; Fungi; Basidiomycota; Agaricomycetes; Russulales; Stereaceae
Exons: 8
Coding region: 1-1590 (529 amino acids)
Biological process (GO): methionyl-tRNA aminoacylation
Molecular function (GO): methionine-tRNA ligase activity; ATP binding
Source: RefSeq, a predicted model, not a curated record